UUCUUGCCAAUGAAUGAAGUAUGCUGUCCACAGAGAUUUGUGUCAGUUUUAUAACAUUGUCAUUAAAUCACAGCCUAUAAAGUAAUCCAAGGGCGGGGAAAGUGAUUUUAAAAUAGGAUGAAAGGACGUCCUGAAAUCCCUUCCAGUUCUGCCUCUGGUUGCACCAAAUGAAGCUGUUUAACAAGUUCAGUGGAGGAAAUGCCAGUUGUUCUCCAACUGUUUUGCUUGUUUCCAUCUUAUUUUCUCAAACCUGGGUAACCAGCAUGUCAAAACCUAACAUUUUGAUCCUAAUGGCAGACGAUCUUGGAACUGGUGAUUUGGGAUGCUUUGGAAAUGAAACUAUGAGGACACCAAAUAUCGAUCAGCUGGCAAAAGAAGGGGUAAAACUUACUCAGCAUAUUAGUGCAUCAUCUCUUUGUACUCCAAGCAGAUCUGCUUUCCUGACUGGUAGAUAUCCCAUCAGAUCAGGCAUGGCAGCUACAACUGAGAGGCGUGUCAAGGCUGGGCCUGGUACCACAGGAGGGCUGCCUACAAAUGAAACCACAUUUGCUACCUUAUUACAGCAGCAAGGUUACACUACUGGCAUAAUAGGAAAAUGGCAUCAGGGUUUGAACUGUGAAUCCCGCAAUGACCACUGCCACCAUCCAUUAAACAAUGGCUUUGAUUAUUUCUAUGGUGACCCUUUCACUCUUGUGAACGAUUGUCUAAGUUGGGAAUAUUCAGAGCUUGAGCCAGGAAAUAAGAAUCCAUAUUAUGUUCAAAUAGUUGCCGUUUUGCUGUUAACUCUUCUGGUUGGAAAAAUUAUUGGUUUGGUUUCUUUGAAAUGGAAAAUAGUUUUCAUCAUUAUAUUGUGUGGAAUUUUCUAUAUUACCUACACUUUUGUGCAUUAUUUAUUUCGGAAAUCCUGGAACUGUCUGAUGUUCAGAAAUCAUGAAAUCGUUCAACAACCACUGAAACUAGAGGAUGUGGCUUUUAGGAUAGUGAGGGAAGCUGUCUCGUUUAUUGAAAGAAACAAAAAAAGGCCAUUCCUUCUUUUUGUUUCAUUCUUACAUGUCCACACACCAUGUUAUAGCACUAGUCUGUUCCAUGGAACAAGCAAGCAUGGCUUAUAUGGAGACAAUGUUGAGGAGAUGGAUUGGAUGGUUGGAAACAUUCUUGCUGCUCUUGACAAAGAGGGAUUGAAGAAUGACACUUUUACGUACUUUACUUCAGAUAAUGGAGGAAAAAGAGAAGUGUUUCAAUGGGGCGAACGGCUAGGUGGCUGGAAUGGUAAAUAUAAAGGUGGAAAAGGCAUGGGAGGUUGGGAAGGGGGAAUCUGUGUGCCUGGAAUAGUUAGAUGGCCAGGAAAGGUCGCUCCUAAUACUGUUCUUGAUGAACCCACAAGCCUGAUGGAUAUUUACCCCACUGUGGCUCAUUUGGCUGGGGCAUCAGUGCCACAAGACAGGAUAAUUGAUGGCAAGAACCAGAUAGAAUUAUUGCUGGGAACUGUUCAGCAUUCUGCUCAUGAAUUUAUGUUUCAUUACUGUGGGACACAUUUGCAUGCAGUCCGUUGGCAUGAGAAGGAGAGUGGAAGUCUCUGGAAGAUUCAUUAUGUGACUCCAAACUUUCAACCAAAGGGGGCUGAUGGAUGUUAUGGAAAGAUCAUGUGCCCAUGUUCAGGAGACAAUGUCACCUAUUAUAACCCUCCUUUGGUUUUUGACCUCUUAAGAGAUCCCUCAGAAUCCACUCCACUUUCUCCAAUUUCUGAACUACAUUUUGACAUCAUUAUAAGCCAAGCUGAAGAAGCAGUGAGAGAACACCAGCUGACUGUCACUCAUGUCCCUAAUCAACUGGAUCUUCCAAGUAAUCAAUGGGAAAAAAAUCUGCAACCAUGUUGCAGAAUUUUCCCUUUCUGUUGCUGUGAUAAAGAAACCAAUUAAUUUGUGAUAAAACUGUCAAAGAAGCAAUGUUGUCUAUCUAUUAAAACAUUUUAGAUAUCUUGAAAUCAUGUUAUCGGUGGUUAUUGAGUGACUUAAAAAUUACUUUGAUGAAGAGAAUGAAAAAAUAAUAUUUUAUUUUUAAAAAACAGAUUAUAUACUG
Thamnophis elegans (Western terrestrial garter snake) is the source of this 2079-nucleotide messenger RNA. RefSeq names its product arylsulfatase H-like. Gene Ontology annotation, molecular function: arylsulfatase activity. Bases 168 to 1919 code for a protein of 583 amino acids. The transcript has 10 exons. The record is from RefSeq and is a predicted model, not a curated record. Lineage: Eukaryota; Metazoa; Chordata; Lepidosauria; Squamata; Natricidae.